AUUUUGAAAUCGAUUUAAUUGAUUCAUCGAUUAAACCACAACAACAACAGAAUAGAAAUUUUGAAAAUGAACGUUUCGAACAACAGAAUCUAAUGAUUGAUUCUAUUUCGGCUAAAAAUGGCCAACAAAUGUCAAAUAAUCAACAAAAAAAUAAUCGCCGUGGUCAACCACAACGUUUUAAAGCGGCGGUUCUCACACGUUAUUCAAUGGAAUAUCGGCCGAUUGAUUCCAAUCUAUUGGCUGAACAUCAUCAUCAUGAAAUUGAAGGUGAUGAUUUAAAUGCUGGUGAUGAACGAAUCAUUGAAGUAUUGCCACAAAGUCGUCCAUUACAAAUUCAUUUUAAAUCACCAUCAAAUCGAAUAAAAGUUGUACAAUCAUCGAUCAAUGAUAAUGGAAAACAAGAAGAAAAUAUCCACCAGGAACCAGAAAUAGAACGAACAGAAGAAGAACCACGUCUUUAUUAUCAACAGAUACGUAAACCAAUUCUGCAACAAGUACAUGAAAUAAUUAUGCCAUAUCGUAAAGUAAUACAGGAAGUGAAACCGGUAGUGGAACAAGUUCACACGGUAGUCACAUCAUCUCGAUCUCCACAACCAUUUACUGUACAAUCUAAGUUUCGUAAAUCCAAUUCAAUCAAUCAAUCAACCACAACAGCAACGGCAACAGAAUUGAAUAAAUUUAAUCGUUCACCAAUUUCACGAUUCAAACAAAUUCAACAGCAACAAAAACAACAACAUCCAAAUCAAAAGGAACAAUUUCAAUCAUCAACAAUCAAUGAAGAUUCACCAACAGUAACACUAAGUCCAUUAUUGAUUGGUGUUGAACAAAUGGUUGAACCAAAUGUUGGUGGUGAUAAUGGUAAUGGCCAACAACAGCAACAACAUUUAACACAAAAACCAAUGUUGUCCACUACAACGUCCACAUUGAUCCAUAAUAAUGAUAAUCAACAACAACGACAAUUGAUGAAAGAAUUGCUUCUUAAAAUUCUACCACAACCUCAUCAUUAUGGAUCAUCGUCAGUAUUACCAUUAUCUCAAUCAUCAUUGAUCGAUGGUAGUGUCAGUGGUGGUGGUGGUCAUUAUGGAUCAUCAUCACGGCCAUCUCUUUUAUCAUCAUCAAUGAAUGUUGGUGGUACAAAAUCCGUUAUUUAG
Messenger RNA from Dermatophagoides farinae (American house dust mite), 1151 nucleotides. RefSeq lists its product as uncharacterized. NCBI's taxonomy places the organism in Eukaryota, Metazoa, Arthropoda, Arachnida, Sarcoptiformes, Pyroglyphidae. The record is from RefSeq and is a predicted model, not a curated record.